This is a messenger RNA of Tachyglossus aculeatus (Australian echidna), 3981 nucleotides long. It is a transcript of the gene ANO8, whose product is annotated as anoctamin 8. Gene Ontology annotation, biological process: chloride transmembrane transport. Bases 150 to 3623 code for a protein of 1157 amino acids. The record is from RefSeq and is a predicted model, not a curated record. The transcript is spliced from 18 exons. Gene Ontology annotation, molecular function: chloride channel activity. Gene Ontology annotation, cellular component: plasma membrane. NCBI's taxonomy places the organism in Eukaryota, Metazoa, Chordata, Mammalia, Monotremata, Tachyglossidae.
CAGCUGCCCGGCCCGGGCUGCCCCACGACCUCUCCUCUUCCUCCUCCUCCUCUCCCGCCUCCCCUGCCUUGAGCGCUCCGCCGGCGAUGCCAGCCCAGUUUCCUUGAUCCGGAUUCUCUCAAUACCCCCCGCCCGCCCAAUUUGCCGAUAUGCCCGAGACAGGAGCCGGGUGCUCCCAGGAGGGCGAACGGGGUAAACGCGCUCCGGCGGAUGGAGAGCGAGAUCGGGCUGAACCGGCUGGAGUCCUGGAUAAGCUAUUUGGGAAGCGGCUGCUGCAGGCUGGACGCUACAUCAUGUCCCACAAAUCCUGGAUGAAGACGGUGCCCACCGAGAACUGCGAUGUGCUCAUGACCUUUGCAGACACAACUGAUGACCACACGCUUCUCUGGCUCCUCAACCACAUCCGCCUGGGCAUCCCCGAACUCAUCAUCCAGAUCCGCCAUCACAAGCACACCCGCGUCUAUGCCUUCUUCGUCACCGCCACCUACGAGAGCCUGCUCCGCGGGGCUGACGAGAUUGGGCUGCGGAAGCCUGUGAAGGCCGAAUUUGGGGGUGGGACCCGUGGCUUCUCCUGCGAGGAGGACUACAUCUACGAGAACAUCGAGAAUGAGCUUUUCUUCUUCACUUCGCAGGAACGACAGAGCAUCAUCCGCUACUGGCUGGAGAAUCUGCGGGCCAAGCAGGGCGAGGCCUUGCACAACAUCCACUUCCUGGAGGGCCAGCCUAUCAUCCCUGAGCUGGCCGCCCGCGGAGUCAUCCAGCAAGUGUUCCCCGUGCACGAGCAGCGAAUCCUAAACCGGCUGAUGAAGUCCUGGGUGCAGGCUGUCUGCGAGAACCAGCCCCUGGAUGAGAUCUGCGACUACUUUGGGGUGAAGAUUGCCAUGUACUUUGCCUGGCUGGGAUUCUACACCUCCGCCAUGGUGUACCCUGCAGUCUUCGGCUCCAUGCUGUACACCUUCACCGAGUCGGACCAGACCAGCCGGGACAUCUGCUGCGUGGUCUUCGCCAUCUUCAACGUCAUCUGGUCCACCCUGUUCUUGGAGGAGUGGAAGCGUCGAGGAGCAGAAUUUGCCUAUAAGUGGGGCACCCUGGAUACCCCGGCGGAGUCCAUAGAGGAGCCACGGCCGCAGUUCAGGGGCAUCAAGAGGAUCAGCCCAGUGACUAAUGCAGAAGAGUUCUACUAUCCCCCCUGGAAGCGGCUGCUGUUCCAGCUGCUGGUCAGCCUCCCUAUCUGCCUCGCCUGCCUCUCCUUUGUCUUUCUCAUCAUGCUGGCCUGCUUCCAGCUGCAGGAGUUUGUGCUGAGUGUGAAGGGGCUGCCCCGCCUGGCGCGCUUCCUGCCCAAGAUCACGCUGGCACUCAUUGUCACCGCCUGCGACGAGGUCUACAAGAAACUGGCCUACUGGCUCAAUGACAUGGAGAACUACCGUCUGCAGAGUGCCUACGAGAAACACCUCAUCAUCAAAAUCGUCCUGUUUCAGUUUGUAAAUUCGUACUUGAGCCUUUUCUACAUCGGUUUCUACCUCAAGGACAUGGAGAGGCUGAAGGAGAUGCUGGCGACGCUGCUGAUCACCCGCCAAUUCCUCCAGAAUGUCAAGGAGGUGUCCCAGCCCCACCUGUAUCGCAGGUUCAGACGCGGUGACCUGAACCUGCAGGCCGCCUGGGAGAUGUCCCGCACCCUCCUCCGUCUCCUCAGCCAGAGGUACCAGGCCCCUCACAGUCCUAAGCCCCAACCAGGAGAGCCAGGGGCUGGCCAACCCGAGCCGAUGGCCGAGGAGGGAGGCGGCAAGAAGUGCCUGAACGGAAGGUGUGGAGUCCCAGAGGAGGAAGAAGAGGAGAAGCAACCGCGGGCGGCAGGGGAGGAGGACGAGGCGGGCAAGGAGGUGGAUGAGGAGGAGGACGAGGAAGAGGACGAGGAUGAAGAGGAGGAGGAGGGUUUGCCAGACUGUGGGCUGAAGCUGAAGAAGGUGAGCUUCAUUGAGAGAACGGAGAGGCACAGCGAGCCCGGCUCCCUGGGGCCCGAGAGCCUGCUGGAGGAAGGCAGCCCCACCAUGGUGGAGAAGGGCAUGGACCCGGCCUCCGUCUUUGAGCUAGAUGAGGAUGAGGCCGAGGGCCCUACAGGCAGCCCCCUGCGGGAGCCCAGGGAAGCGGCCAUCACUCUGAGGCCCCGCCGGCGACGGCGGCAGCGGUGGCAGCAGCGGCGGGAGGAGGGUCCGGAGGAGGAGGAGGAGGAGGAGGGGCCGGAGGAGGAAGAGGGGGAGGAGGAGGAGGAGCAGCAGCGACACAAACAGAAUCGGGCGUCCUGGAUCGAUCCCCCCGAUGAGAACUAUUCCCCACAACUGACCCAAGCUGAAGUGGAAAGCUGCAUGAAGAAAUAUGAGGAUACGUUUCAGGAUUACCAGGAGAUGUUCAUUCAGUUUGGCUACGUGGUCCUCUUCUCCUCGGCCUUCCCGCUGGCUGCCAUGUGCGCCCUGGUGAACAACAUCAUUGAGAUCCGCAGCGAUGCCUUCAAGCUCUGCACCGGGCUGCAGCGGCCCUUCGGCCAGCGGGUCGAGAGCAUCGGCCAGUGGCAGAAGGUCAUGGAGGUCAUGGGAGUUCUGGCCAUCGUGGUUAACUGCUACCUGAUUGGCCAGUGUGGCCAGCUGCAGCGUCUCUUCCCCUGGCUCAGCCCUGAGGCAGCCAUCAUCUCCGUGGUGGUGCUGGAGCAUUUCGCACUUUUCCUGAAGUACCUCAUCCAGGUGGCCAUUCCCGACAUCCCUGCCUGGGUGGCCGAGGAAAUGGCCAAGCUUGAGUACCAGCGCCGGGAGGCUUUCAAGAAACACGAGCGCCAGGCCCAGCACCACUACCAACAGCAGCAGCGGCGCAAGCGAGAGGAGGAAGAGCGGCAGCGGCACGCCGAGUACCACGCCCGCAAGGAGCGGGAGGCCAGCCGGGAUGAGGGCCGGGCCGAGGGUGCCGGGCAGGAUCCGGCCCCCGAGAAGGCCCCGGCCAAGGGCAAGGGUGGCAGCGCCCACACUGCCCACAGCGCCGACAAGCCCAAGCGGCCCAGCUCCUUGCUGGCCGGCAACAACGUCCUGAAGCUGAAGCAGAUCAUCCCUCUGCAGGGGCCAGAUCAGGCUGCCACAGGCAUGCCGGGGCCGGGCAGGGAGGCUAGAGCUGGCCUCCUCCACCGCUCCUGCCACCCGGCCCACGCCCCAGCCGGAUCCCAGCGACGCUCCUGCCUGCCGUCCCCCAGGAAGCCUCUCCCCGGGGGCUGCUGGCACUGGGAGGGGCUGUGGAACCGCACCCGGAGGGAGACCCAGGAAGCCGAAUGCCCGCUGUGUGCCGUGAGCAGGAGCGCCAGCCCUGGGAGGCCAGCCCGCAGGACCCCCUCGCCCCCAGGGAACCCUCCCGCCCGCGCCAGCCCCUCCCAACCCUCUGCUGCUCACCUGAAGGCAGAUCCCAGCUUCUACAGCCUGCUGCCUCCGGAGCCGGGCCCAGCUCUUGCCCUAGCUCCUGCCCUCCCCCGACCCGAGGAUGCUAACUGUUAUGCCCCAGACCCCAAAGAACCGCCCUCUCCUCUCCUCCUCCACUCAACCGACUCCCCGAGCCCGCAGUACCUCUGCUGGCCAGCAGGGUGGCGCUAGAAGGUGCCAGGGGUGGGGACGGGUCCCAAACAAGCUAUAGCCAAGACUUCAAUGAAUUUUUUCCUUUCCGUUCUCAUAUGCAAUAUUAGUUACAAAUCGGGAGUCUUUUACGUUCUUGUCUUAGUGCUAGGAGCCCCGCCCAGGCCCUGGGGCAAAGUGGCUGAUAGCCCUGGGCCUCAAAAGCAGGCAAGGGGGUGGGGGUGGGGGGCUGUUGCCCAGGGAAUUUUUACUGUUUCUCAAUACAAAGUAUUUAUACAAACAUUGCUCAUCUGGUGGUCUUCUGGGCAAUCACUGUACAAAGGGAAAAAAAAUACAAUUUUUUUGCUGUUUUAUUUCUUUCAAUCAAGGAAAAAACUAA